Messenger RNA from Dufourea novaeangliae, 2466 nucleotides. RefSeq lists its product as uncharacterized. The transcript has 8 exons. Bases 1 to 2466 code for a protein of 821 amino acids. The record is from RefSeq and is a predicted model, not a curated record. Lineage: Eukaryota; Metazoa; Arthropoda; Insecta; Hymenoptera; Halictidae.
AUGAAAUCCAACGUGACAUUGCACGACAGGCUUAUUAAGCAGAACGAGAUUAACCGUCAGAGGUUGGCGCGAGAACUCGUGAAACUGGAGAAGGUGGAAAAGUCGGAUCUCAGGAUGAUAGAGACAGAGAGGCACCGGUUUCGUUCGCGUCACAAGAACCUGGAAUCGAGGCAACCGUCCACCGGAUCGAACGCUAUUAACGUGCGCAUGUACGAUACACACAAUCCGGGGUUUUGCUACCAUUGUACGGGUGCCAUAAAAGAAUGCGGUAUAACAUCGAAAGAAAAGACGUCCAAAGAUUCCUACGACUUCGUGCACUCGAUGAUCUUCACUAACAGUGAAGUCGAUCCUCUUAAAGUUCUUUGCCUGCAUCUGCUGACUGCUCACACCACCAAAUGGAACAAUAACGACAGUUCUACCGUCAGACCUGUGACGCCUUUACUGGAAAAAGCUAAACAGAAACGGUUCUCUGGCGCAUGGAACAACAGUCUACCUUGUUACGUGGUAGACACGGAAGACGCUUCAACGAUCGGAAACGUGAAACUACACGAAGAUCCUCGAAAAAAGAUUUUAGAUGACCAGGCGAUCCAUGAUUUCGAGGAGAGGUACAGGCAAUACAUGGAAAACAACGAUGAUCUCGGAAAGGUUUUAUCGACCAACGUUAAAAAUACCAAAAACACCCAGCAGGGCCUUCAGAAAAUGCCAGCAAUUUCGCCUCACGUCUAUUCUUUGUUGGGCCCUUCUCACGAGCUGCGAAUCAAACAAGCUCUAGCCGUAGGCAUGUCUAGAAGAAAAUUAGCUUGUUCGAGCAUGGAACUGAACGGACUGGACGAAAAUAGUUACUCGUUCCAUCUCGACGAUGACGAUGAUGCGUCGAGCGGAACGACCACCAACGAGUCAAACAGGAAUUGGGUCACAAGGUCCACGCGUAGCCCAUCGAGACGGUCCACGAUCGGCUCGAUGAAGCUGGAUCAUAGAUUCACGAUGUUAAAGUCGGGACGAAGUAAUCCUACCGACUACAUGACCCACAAAUCAAAAAACUAUGACACUCACAAAGAUUUUACCGUACAAUCGAGUUUGAGAACGAUGAAAGAUGUUUUCUCGAUAACUUCGAGCACAAAGUCACCGUUUCGCGGUGUACUUGGAAGUCGUCCGUCGACCAGCAAUUCUCUCCUCUCGGCGUCGAUGAAUCCCGAUGCCAUGAAGAACUUCAGAAAAUGCAUUUACCUGAACACAUCGGCCAGACGCAUCGGGCAACGGAAGGAUUACACUAUCGUGCCGAUUCUUGUCAAUUAUCAGAUUCAGGCGUUGGUGCAGACCGUGCUCGACGUUCUGGAACGGGUGAAUCCUGAAAAAUUGAGAAUCAUCGUUGAGACUGCGCGAGACACGGAAGAGAUAAGAAAAAUGCUGUUGCGACCCGCGAUGAAAAGUUUCGUGCAAUCGUUAAUCGGUCAGUCGUUGCUGUCUUCUCCGGAAAGCUAUGUCGUUUCAGUCGCUGCGGUGGCGGACGAAAUGGAUUUUCGUUUCGAAGAGAUUCUAGAAAAGGAAAUAAUCGCUCUGACUCUGGAAAUGCCAUCAGCUCCAUGCCUGAACGCUCUAAUCGCCGAGAUACGAAAUAACAUAUUCCGCGGUACAAAAAAGAAGACGCAACUAAAUGAGAAUACCGAGGAAAUCUCUUCUGCCCCCGUUAAACAAAAAGUUGAAAAUGAGGACACAGCAAAAAAUACCUUGAACGCGAUGCAAACAGUCGACAAGCCCGGAGUGUGCUUCACGUGCCAUGAAAAUUCGCCCAUUGCGGAUGAAGAUAAGAAAGAUCAUUCGGAAAUGCAUAGCAACGUCGAGAAACCAAUGAAACGUAUGAACUAUGAAAGAGGAGUGUUCUCGAAAGAAAAUGACACGAUACAAUCGAAAGUGAACAUCGGAGUUGACCAGCCGGGAAUGUCCAACGAAGAUAAUAUUGCGGAAACGCCGUCUGGAGACAGCCUGAAGAUAAACUCAUUGACGAAGACCGACGAGCAUCGGAUAUCUUCAGGAAACGUUUUCAUUAAACGUACCGCGAAUGCCAAAAGUUGGAAAGCUGCCCAGGAUCUUGGUCAUUUAGACGCAGAUCAUGUAAUAUUGCGAAGAAUGACGAACACUCAGAGAAUUUUAGUAGGGCAGAUGUGUGCCUCUCUUAAGAGCAAAAGAAUUAAUAAUCAAGGUUUAAUUAACGAAAGCGUCCCGCUAGCGGCAUUAAUUACUCCAGCUUUAUCGCGAGAUAGCAUUAAAGUUUUAACACGCGGUACAGUGUAUUCGAAAGCGGACAACGUAAUUAAAGAACAAGAAGAAACGGAAGAGAAUGUUGUAAUACCGGAUAAAAUAACCGGCCCUCUGCUCGCCAAGAUACGGCAAGAUGUCGCAGAGAAUGAGACGAAACGACGAUUAAAGCGCUUCCUAAAUUACGAAGGGAUCGAAAAGAAAUUAUAA